This is a messenger RNA of Aethina tumida (small hive beetle), 1197 nucleotides long. RefSeq names its product magnesium-dependent phosphatase 1. The record is from RefSeq and is a predicted model, not a curated record. Gene Ontology annotation, molecular function: acid phosphatase activity. The transcript has 4 exons. Bases 625 to 1110 code for a protein of 161 amino acids. Lineage: Eukaryota; Metazoa; Arthropoda; Insecta; Coleoptera; Nitidulidae.
CUGGAAGUUCUUAUACGACGUAUGACUAUUAUUUUAACGUUAAACGUCACAAUUUCUUAUUCGGCGUUAACGAACAACGGUAACAACUACGUCAACGGUGUUCUGUGCGUCAACGGUUAAUUAAUCUAUAAAUCCACCUUUAAGUGAAGUUUUGUCAAAUUUUAAAUACUUAAUUUUUCGAGGGAAAUUAUAUAACUAAUAAGUACAUAAACAUCAAGAAUAUUUAACUUUAGAUUAACAAGAUUCAUUUCUAUACAUUUACGUUAAGUAUAUCUAUAUACUAUUUACGAUGUGGUUUUGUCAAGGUUACUUAAUCUAACCUAUUUUUUUAAUGGUAAGGUUGGAUAUUAAUCAACCAUUGAGAUAGUUUUAACCACAAAAAACACACUGUACAUAUGUGGAAUAUAUUACAUAUAAAUAUAUAAAUUGGAGGCAUUAAAUGUGUGUUUACAGUAGUGAUAUUAUUAGGUCUUCUGUGAAUGGAAGGGUUACACUGAUUUGUUACUUAGGUCUAUAAAUUUCAAAUUUCAAGAGCCUGUACCAAAAUCAUUCCUAAGCAAUAUAAAUAAAUAUUUUUUAUAUCUAAUUUGGUAAUCUUGCAGUCACGGAAAUUCUUAUAAAAUCAUGGCAAGACCAAAGAUUAUUGUUUUUGAUUUAGAUUAUACACUCUGGCCUUUUUGGGUGGACACUCAUGUGGACCCACCAUUUAAGAAAGGAAAAGAUGGAAAGAUAACAGAUUCUAGAGGAUCUGUAAUUAAAUGCUAUCCACAAGUUCCUGAAGUUUUGAAGAAACUGCAUGAGGAAGGAUUUGAAUUAGGUAUUGCAUCUAGGACAUCUGAGAUAAGAGGGGCUAAUCAGUUAGUUCAAUUAUUUGGCUGGGAUAAAUAUUUCAAAUAUAAAGAAAUAUUUCCUGGUAGCAAAACAACACAUUUUAGGAAUAUUAAACAACAAUCUAAAGUUGAAUAUAAGGAUAUGAUUUUUUUUGAUGAUGAACAAAGGAAUAUAUCAGAUUUAACAAAAGUUGGAGUUUUGUCAAUAUUGGUUAGAGAUGGGGUGACAAAAAAGCUUGUAGAAGACUCAAUUUCUAAAUUUGAGAGAGAAUAUCAAUAACUUUUAGGUAACACCAUAGAUAUGGAAUUGUUGACUACUGUUUAUAUUUAUUGUAUAAUUAUUUAAAAUAAAAAUAUUCAAGCUUUA